UGUUGACGUUUCCGUCUCCGGCAGACAUAUUGCUUACCGGAGCAAAUUCUGGAAAGCUAGAAGUGGGAAAGGAUUUAAAAUUGACUCACGUCUUCAGAACUUAACACAGUAAACCCACAUAGAACACAAUGGAGCCGUCAGCCAGUCCGGCCAAGGAUAACUACAGGAUGAACCGAUACAAGAACAAAGCACUGAAUCCAGAUGAGAUGAGGCGCAGGAGAGAGGAGGAGGGUAUCCAGCUCAGGAAACAGAAACGAGAACAGCAGCUUUUCAAGCGGAGGAAUGUGGACAUUCUCAAUGAAGAGGAAGUCAUGUUAGAGAGUCCGCUGGUUGACUCUUACCUUAGCUCUCCAGUAACGGAAGGAGUUAUUACCAGGGACAUGGUAGAGAUGCUUUUCUCAGAGGACCCAGAGCUUCAGCUCGCCACAACACAGAAGUUCAGAAAAUUACUUUCCAAAGAGCCUAACCCGCCAAUUGAUGAAGUUAUAAACACACCUGGAGUAGUGGAGAGGUUUGUGGAGUUCCUGAAGAAGAGCAGCAACUGUACACUACAGUUUGAAGCCGCCUGGGCGCUGACCAACAUAGCAUCAGGAACAUCCUUGCAGACAAAGACGGUGAUUGAGGCUGGAGCAGUGCCGAUCUUCAUAGAACUGCUCAACUCCGACUUUGAGGAUGUCCAAGAACAAGCUGUGUGGGCCCUUGGUAAUAUUGCAGGGGACAGUGCAGUGUGCAGGGACUACGUGCUGAACUGCAACAUCCUUCCACCACUAUUAAUGCUUCUGACCAAGUCCACUAGAUUGACCAUGACUAGGAAUGCAGUAUGGGCACUGUCUAAUCUGUGUAGAGGAAAAAACCCACCACCUGCUUUUGAAAAGGUGUCACCCUGUCUGCCCAUGUUGUCCAGGCUGUUAUUUAGCAGUGACCCAGACUUGCUGGCAGAUGCCUGCUGGGCUCUGUCCUACCUCUCAGAUGGCCCCAAUGACAAGAUCCAGGCUGUCAUUGACUCUGGUGUCUGCAGGCGCCUUGUAGAACUACUCAUGCACACUGACUAUAAGGUGGCUUCACCUGCCUUGAGAGCUGUAGGAAACAUUGUCACAGGAGACGACAUCCAAACACAGGUGGUGUUGAACUGCUCAGCCCUGCCCUGUCUGCUUCACCUCCUCAGCAGUGCUAAAGAGUCCAUUCGCAAAGAGGCAUGCUGGACCAUCUCAAACAUCACAGCAGGAAACCGAGCACAAAUACAGACUGUAAUCGAUGCAAACAUCUUUCCAGUACUGAUUGACAUUUUGCAGAAAGCUGAAUUCAGGACCAGGAAAGAGGCAGCCUGGGCUAUUACCAACGCCACCUCUGGAGGAACACCAGAACAGAUCAGAUAUCUGGUGAACCUGGGCUGUAUUAAGCCACUGUGUGACCUGCUUACUGUGAUGGACUCAAAGAUCGUUCAGGUUGCUCUCAAUGGACUAGAAAACAUCUUGAGGCUGGGAGAGCAGGAAGCCAAACAGGAAAACAACGGCACCGGAGUUAAUCCAUACUGCAGCCUCAUCGAAGAAGCCUAUGGUCUUGACAAGAUAGAGUUCCUCCAGAGUCAUGACAACCAGGAGAUCUACCAGAAGGCCUUUGACCUAAUUGAGCACUACUUUGGGGUGGAGGACGAGGACACCAAUCUUGCCCCUCAGGUGGACCAGGCCAAUCAGCAGUUUCUCUUCCCUCAGCAGGAGGCCCCCAUGGAAGGCUUCCAGUUAUAAGUCAGCCACCCUUCCCUCCCCGUAUGGAUGGCCCCUUUUUACCACCAUGCCAUCCUCCUUGAACCUCCACUACAUCUCUACCAACAUCACUGCAAAGCCACAGCCCCUACCCUUUGGAGGAGUGCCAAAAUUGUUCCGCUCUCCAGCCUAAAAAUGCCACGCUCCUUUUCAUUGUUUCCAGCUAGUGGACUGACCUCCUGCAGGGCAGACUGAUGUUUCAUAAGGGGGGGGGGCGGCACACAAACUCCAUUACAGCUAGAAGAGGAAGUGAUCACCAGUGUGUGAGUCUUCCCUGGCUUAAAAUGCACACGCAGACAUCGUCCUGCUAUUUGAAAGCGCUUAGAUUCUCUCAUUGGCAGUAACGGUGGUUUGUUAGUGUCUUUAUGUGCACAUUCUCUGUUUUCAGGAAUCCCCAUACAGAGUCUGCAAACUGGGGUGCAUGAGGCAAAAUCUGCCCCGCUCUCCAUGUCACUAUGACUCAGUGCAAUUCAGAAAAUAUUUGUAACAUGAUCCCUUUGUUUUUGUUUUUUCUUCCUUUAUGACCUUUAUUUAUCCCCCCCCCCCCCCUUUUUUUUUUGUGCUUAUGAUUAUUUUUCUUUAACAGAAACUGACUGCUUGGUCUGCUUCAAGUCUGCCCUCUGAUCAUUAGGCUUAGGGCUGCUCUCUGCAUAUCUGCUCAAGGUGAGAAAAAAGAUUAUCUUUAGGGGGUUUAGAGGCACAAGUGUCCACCCCAAAGUCUGUUGCCCUGAGUCAGAUGUCCAAGCUAGGAAGUGUGAUUGGUUUUGGGUGGCUUUUUUUUUUUUUUUUUGGGUUAAGAUAUGUUAAAAGCUCUAGAAAAAAAAUCCAGGUUUUGAGGGUGGAAUAGUUAGAGAUCCAAUGUUCGUAGUGUGCUGUGUUAUUAAUAACAAAACAUUUGAAUUAUGAAGUGAUCUAACUAUUAAAAAAGGCAUAGUUGGGGGUUUAGGAGGAGAAGCGCCGCCAACAGCAGCAGCAAGAAUUCAAAAGCGUGGGGACAAUGUCUUGACCCCUGGGUCGCUGCUGGGCUGCUACCCCCCCCUCCACCUCCCCUGGUGUACGUGGUAGGGUUUUUGCAUGGUGUUAUAUUACCCUGCCCACAGUCACUGAGUAUCCCUGGCCAAACACUGCAAGAAGUUGCUGCUUCUCUGUGAACAACAUUUGGAGUUGAAAGCAAAAACUGGGUCUGAUUCGGUGGCGUUAACAGUGAUUGUGCAUUGACGAUGGUGGUGUCGUGUAUAGUGGUAAAGUUUAUCUAUAACCUAUGGCAUUCUGUAUCACUAUAUAUUUUGAGGAAUGGCAGUGACAUAAUGAUUUUGCAUGGGUUCAUUGUAAUAUGUAUUGCCGUAAAUAGCCCAUUCUCUGCCUGGCAGGGACAGUCUGCACUGCUUCCUCGUUCGUCUAAUGACGAGCGGUGUUUGGCGGGGGAUGAAGCUCAGAGAAAUAAGCCUAACUGCAAGAGAAAUUCAAGUAUAAGUGUAUAUUUGAAUUUUGAUGUAUUUGCAUUAUAUAAAUAUAUAUAAAUAUAUUUGCACACACUUCAUGCACACUUGCAUACACCAGCAGACACUGUACACACACACCUCACACAUGAGUGGCUAGUAGUAACUAAAAUGGUUUCCAUAAUCUUUGGAUUUAAAAAGGACUAAAUUUAUUUUGAAGUUUUGAUUCUCCAACAUGUGAACAUAUUGGAUGUUUUUGUUUUUUUUGUUUUUUUUUAUUAUUUCAUAAAAAUGUUGAUCUGGGUUCUGUUUUAUUGAGCAGAUGAAGGGUUGUUUCCUGAAAUCAAAAGGACUCCAUGGAAAUUGUUUUAGUUAUUUCUAGCCAUACGACUUCUGAUGGUUAAAAUGAGUCCUGCAAACCCCUGACCUGAGGCCAGCCUGACCUCUAACAGCAGCGGGUCUCAGGUCAGCACGCAGGCCUUGUGGAUUAAGCAGAAGUGUGGUUGUGUGAUGUUUGACUUACGGGGCACUGUGUGAGGGAGAGAUUGAUUGACUAUGAUUGUGUCCCAGUCAGAGUCUGGGAGCCCCCCCCCCCCGUUCUGUGGAUUACAGAAGCAUCUCCAACUUCAGGCCAUUAACCUGUAAAUUAAGUCUCUCUCAACAAGUUUAAGAAUGGAUCAGUCUGCUUAACGGCGAAUAUUCUUUGACCAAAGAAAUUCCGUCUUAUUUGGUAGUGCAUCAGUUGGAUUCACAGGAAUGUUUUCCCAUUAUGAAGUGAGUGGUUAACCUUCUGUGUCAGUGGAUGAUGCCAUAGUGGGAGACUUUUGUUGGUUCAUAGCUGGGGAGGGAAAAUUCUGCAAAAACCACAGAUCAGUUUGUACUGCAAGUUUUCUUUAGAGGGCAGUGUUGGCACACGGUCACUACCCCCACCCCCACACCCCCUUUUCACUUUCAGUGUGUUAUUUGGUGGUAGGCACUGUUGGGUGUUAUGAAAUGAAAUGAGAGUUAAAACCUCUUCUCUCUUUGUUGUGUGGUUGAUUGCUAUGAGACAGAUAUUUGGAGCUGGUCGGUAUCUAUUGUUGCUUUUAGACAAAUUAAUAAUGGUUGAAAAACUUUUGUUGCAGGCUAAUGAGUUGUAAUUAUCUUGACCUGCACUAUCUUCUCCUCUGCUGUUGUUCUACGUGCUGUACUCCGCACCUCUCCCCUCACACAGCUACAGAGAGAACUCUGAUGACAGGAACUGUUAGAGAGAUUAUGUUGAAGUGGUAAGGAAAAUUCUUGGAGAUGAAAAAUACCAAAAAACCUUUUGACUGAUCAUGAUCGAAUCCUGAGCAAAUAAUGGAAGUCUGUUAUUGUGAUGCACGACCUUUCACCUGACCAGCACGCUUUAACCAGGCAUUAAUGGCCCACACAGGCAUCCCUGCACGGGGCCAUCAACCGUUUUGCUUUCAGAAUGGUUCCCCUCUUACUUCCAGCAUCGAUCGACAGAAGAAUGCAUGUUGGCGAGAUUUGUUUUUGCAUGUUGGGUUUGCGAUGUUGUCCACAGAACGCGCGCUACUCCCGGUAUACGUAAGAGGUCAAAUCAAGAAUAUUUGAGCAUCGAGAACUUAACUCUACGCUGCUCGUGUGUAGGGCAGCAUUUACGACUGAAGUCUUUGAUUUCAGUUGUCCCAUUCUGUGCUGGGCCUACAAAUAACAGAAUUUGCUAUGUUUAAAAAAAUAAAUCGGUGCAUCAACCAGGAAAAAAAAUUUGUGUAAAAUAAAAAUGCACUCCUGUUCACAAAAGUGCCAAUCCGACCAACAAAGACUGGAGGUUCUUAUGUAACUGUCUUUGACUUAUAGAUUUUUUUUUUUCUUUAUAUCUUUUAUUUACUUGAAUGUUGCACACAUUUUUUUGUGCAAAAACAUUGCUGCUCUAUUUUUCUUAUCUUUAAAGUUACACGAUUUGCCAUGGUUUCUGUGGAAAAGUGGCAUUCUUUACUGUGGGCGCCUAAAUAAGGAAUUUAAUUAAGGAAGGCCAAUUGUCCUGGGAAGGGGGAUAAAGGACUCAGACUGAAUCAAACUGGUCUUUUCCAGCUGCUGUCCUUCAGUGUGAUGGUCCCCUCUGUAACAGUCUUCUGAUGGGUUUCACUGUGCAUAGAUGCCUGCAGAUAUUUGGAAUUUAAAAGACACAGUGGAUCAGUAUUCACAAUGUCGCGAUCUGAAGCCAGUCUCGCUCUGCACAAAAUAAAAGUCUGCACUGAUACAAACUUUGUAGCGAUGUGGCACAUAAUGCAAAUAAUGAAAACCUGAGCGACUGUCAGGGCAGACAAAUGCAGGUCCACGUUAGUUUACCAAAGUUUUGUCCUCUUGAAGGCCGGCUGGAAAAACUUCCUUGAUGUUUAGUUUUUAAACCUUGUGUCAACCAGGUCGGAACGACUGAGAGAUUCCUUCAGGCCGUUUAAAUCUUGCUUCGUUUCAUGAGAAGAUCGCGCUCUCUCUUCUGAGUAUUCUUUCCUCUUAAAUUCAGACGCUGUUUAAGGAGUUGGAAAAUGUGCAAACUAAUCCAGAAGACUGCAAUAAAACAUUGUCCAAAAAUCAGGCACCCCGAGAGGCAAAGAUCCACCUACAGGAAGAGCAGCUCUCACAGGUGACACUCCUUCCACUGGGUGGAGCAAACACAGGCUACUACUUGACAUUUUUCUAAGAUAAAAAAAGAAAUUAAUAAAUCUGGGAUUCAGAAAUAGUACAGUGAUUUACAUUAAAGUAUUAUAAUUUAAACUAUAUGUAUGUUCUGAUACAUUGACAGGGAUUCAGAUGUAAUUCUAAUCACUUCUAAGAAGUGGAGAAAAAGCCUCAUUAGAACAUGUCACAAGAAAAAAAAAAAUAGGAGGUGAGGAUACGAGCCUUUUUUUGCUUUUUUUUUUUUUUUUUUUUUUUUUUUAGCUUGAUCUUUUUCCUGAUCAGGAUUUUCUGGGCUAUAUUUUUGGAUAAUUGUAUUUAGAGUAAAAGUUGUCCUCGUCAGGCUGUAUGAUCAGGAAUCUUGUGAUCUAUAGGGGAUUAAACAGAAAUCACUAAAUAUCUCAAAUCCGACUAGUCUUCCGUCCUAGAAGCUGUUGGUGUCUUUAUCGAAAUCUAAAGUCAAUUAAUGUCUACGCUACAAAUGUUUACAAUGCUACAUGUUUGUAAAAUACUUUUCAUAUGCCAUCACUGACCAGGCGUGACAUAUCUUCUUCUCUGGUCCUCUCAUUUCUUUUACACAUAUUUAUUUUCUCUAUUCUUGUUUAUGGUUUUUUUUUUUUUUUUUUUUUCCAUUUGUUCAAAACGACCCAUCUUAAACUGUGACUCGACUUGACUUUUACCGACGGUAUGAAUGAGUGACGAGAAACUAGUACACUUCAGAACUGAACAUGACACACAAACAUGAACAUGAAGAAAAAGAUGCAUACAGGAAACAAUAUUAAAAAAUGUAAAGAAAGCAUAUUGAAUUUAAAAACUGUUCAGUGGAAAUAUUGUACAAAUCAAAUAAAGUUAU
This is a messenger RNA of Archocentrus centrarchus (flier cichlid), 6716 nucleotides long. RefSeq names its product karyopherin alpha 6 (importin alpha 7) (gene kpna6). The transcript is spliced from 14 exons. Gene Ontology annotation, biological process: protein import into nucleus. The record is from RefSeq and is a predicted model, not a curated record. Gene Ontology annotation, molecular function: protein binding; nuclear import signal receptor activity. Lineage: Eukaryota; Metazoa; Chordata; Actinopteri; Cichliformes; Cichlidae. Gene Ontology annotation, cellular component: cytoplasm. Bases 129 to 1745 code for a protein of 538 amino acids.